Messenger RNA from Boeremia exigua, 2000 nucleotides. Its product is annotated as actin-domain-containing protein. NCBI's taxonomy places the organism in Eukaryota, Fungi, Ascomycota, Dothideomycetes, Pleosporales, Didymellaceae. The record is from RefSeq and is a predicted model, not a curated record. The transcript has a single exon. Gene Ontology annotation, biological process: microtubule-based movement. Bases 84 to 1841 code for a protein of 585 amino acids.
GGGUCUCACCAAACAACCAGUGCUCAGUACGAUCGUCAUGUCGUAGAGCGCACAACCUCGUCCAGCCAUCCGGGCUUACCACAAUGUCAAUCAGCGCCGAACGCAAAGUGUCUGCGUCAUUGGGACGCUCUGUAAGAGGCACAACUCCGCGUCUUGCAGACCUAGCGUCCACCCCCGAAUCGCCGCGAACGCCUCUCCAGCGCGCGACUUCCUCCUUGUACGGUUCGCCGGGCGGAAGUUAUCGUACUGACGACGAGUAUGUCGUUAUAGAGGUUGGUUCGCGGUUCGUGCGGGCUGGUUUUCCUGGCGAAAGUGCCCCGCGAUGCACGCUUCCAUUUGGUCCUGACAAGCAGAGAAGGGUAGGCGACUACAGGCAAUGCGACCCAGGAUAUAAUCAAAUCAGACGACAAAAGAAGCUUGUCCAGGAACCGGGCGAGUAUGAUGACGUGUUUGCAAUGAGGAAACUCCAGGCAUGGGGCGAGGACCACGGGCUGUAUCGUUUGGAUCUUACCAAGACAGACAUGGACCUGUUGGGAGAUAAAUUUGAGCGGGCCAUGAGGGAGGCGUAUAGCAAGUAUUUCUUACUAGACUCAAAGCCGCGACGCGUCUCACUGGCGCUCCCGCCACGACUACCGCACGCGCUGCUCUCGAAGAUCCUCGAUAUACUGUUCAAGAGCUUCCAUGCGCCCAGUAUCACUCUCUUGUCGAGCCCCGUUUUAUCCACCGUCGCCGCAGGAUUGCGCUCAGCGUUGGUUGUUGAUAUUGGGUGGGCGGAGACACUGGUCACAGCGGUGUACGAGUACCGGGAAGUGCGAGAGAAGCGGUCACUACGAGCAGGCAAAUGGCUAAGUGAGGAUAUGGCCAGAAUAUUGAACGCAGAGCUCGACGAAGCCGCUGCGCCAAACACACCGAAAGCAGACGUGUCAUUUGAGGAAGCAGAAGAGGUCCUUACACGUGUGGGCUGGUGCAAACCCAUUUCCAAGGGAAAUCGGAGAACCGUCUACUUCACCGCAAAUGAGGCGCCGGUGCUGGAAGAGUGGGCAGAUGCUGUCGAAAACCCUCCACCCGCCGUUACUAUUCCGUUCCCGAAGAACACUCCACCGACCGAGCUCAAGGUAGCACUUGCUUCUCUAGCCAAGCCAGCCGAUAACAUACUUUUCGAGGCAGACGCACCAUCGAAAAAGAAGGACGACGAAGAAGUAAAGUUCGAUGAUGAAGAAUUGCCUAUCCAUCAUCUCAUCUACCGCACACUGGUGGCACUCCCAGUUGAUGUUCGCCGGCUAUGUAUGUCGCGCAUCGUCAUAACAGGUGGAGUUGCAGACAUGCCGGGGCUGAAGACCCGCGUACUGAAAGAGGUGGAUUACCUAGUGCAGUCAAGAGGCUGGGAUCCAGUCAAGACGUGGGGCAGAGGCGCUGGACGGCAUGAGGAAAGGCUACAGGCACAGCAGCGCAGGCUGACUACGAAAGCACAGACUGAUACGCACAGAGCGUCAGCAGCGCCGGCCUCUCUGCCAGCUGGUUUGCAAGAGCCAGAGAUCGACAACAUUGACAUUAAGCUCGCCAAGACCAGCUUGAGAAACGGUCCGCCACUCGAGUGUUCGACUGGCGGCACGAUUAGAGGUGUACACACGCUCGGUGCUUGGGCUGGGGCCAGCCUGGUGACCAACCAGCGGAUUCGAGGGAUUGUCGAGAUCGACCGAGAGCGGUAUCUACAACACGGAUUGCAAGGUGCGUCAAGAGACAAGGAGGUUUCUGUAAUUCCACAGCGGCAGAGUAUGGGACCCGGAGUCACGCGUGGCGCUGGUGAGCGAAUGAGCUGGACCCUCGGUGUGUGGGCGUGAAGGAAGAAUUGCAUUGAGCGCAUGAGCACAGCGUCUGUUCGCCAUUUUUGAUACCCUUGAUAUCCAGCAGCGACCCUUCGGCGAUAUCGCCUUUGCUGGAACUCGCAAACGAAUCGCUUUCAGCAGCGAAUUGAAUACAAGAGCAACCAGCUAGUCCUU